AUGUACUCAAACGCUAUCUCUUUGCUCGCCCUGGCUGGCGCAGCACAAGCACACAUGUCGCUCUGGUACCCUGGACCGCUGGGUGGUGUCAAGGAGGCCAACAAAGCUUCCACCGACUCAAGCGUCGACCCGGAACUCAACUUCCCUCUCGGUUGCUGUGAUAGCGAAGGUCAACCCACUGCUCCUAGCCCCGGCGUAUGUCGCGGCCAUCUUGACCUCUUCGAUACCGAGGAUGCUCAAGUCACCUGGCAGCCUGGCCAGGAUGCCUACUUCCAGCUUUCUGACCACACCUAUACUGCUGAUGCUCCUGGUGGAACUCACUACGGUGGCUCCUGCCAGGUCGGCUUCUCGACUGACCGCGGAGAAACCUGGAAGGUCGCGGCCUCCUACAACGGCAACUGCCCUCUUCGUGGUAAGGAUGGCUCCCCUGAGGUGCAGACAUUCGAUUUCAAAGUCCCCACUGGUAUGCCUGAGGGCAAGGCCCUAUUCGCAUGGAUUUGGUUGAAUCGCGAACACGAAUCGUUCAUGAAUUGUGCCGCUGUACAGAUUGGCGAAGGCUCUGGCAACACAACUCCUACCAACCCUGCGAAGCCGUCCGUCUCAGCGACUAAGCCCAAUUCUCCUUCCAGCUCAGCAUACCAGCCCACUCAGCCGGAUGAAAACGAUCAGUACUCGGCAGCACCACCUGUGCCAACCUCAACUCGUGCCGCUGGCUAUCCUUCCUACCCUACUGCCUCUGCUUCACCAACCCAGCCUGGUGAUGAGGAGUCUACCGAAGAGCCAUCCUACGAUGCCCCAUCCGAAGACAGUUCUGAAGAGACCGAUGACUCCGAGGACUCAGAUGAUUCUUCUGACGAAGAGGAUUCUAACAAUGACAAUGAGGAGUCUGACAACGAAGAGACCGAAGACAAGUGGUCCGGGCGCCCUGGCCGCUGGAACUCGCACCGCCACCAGACUGUCAAGUACAAGAUGAUCGACGAGCACAAGUGCAAGAUCACUUUGAGGUCUGACCGCGCCGAUGCUUCCUGCGUCUGCAAGGCUUCCAGCGGUUGCUCACCUCAGAAGCGAGGCCUCACAGAACGCAAGGCUCUUCGCAUGGCCCGCCGCGAUGCCAUCAAAAAGCGUGCCGAUGCUUGCGCCUGGAACUCUGCCCCUUCAAUGGUCGUCUCGUAUUACACCGUCGAUGCCGCAUGUGCAGCUAACGCCAAGAUGAACGUCCCUGACUCUGACACAUUUGAAAUCGGCUGGAACGAGCCCUGUGGUGUCGUCGAGGGCGACGGCGAGUACCCCAUCAAAGACAUGGACUGCAACAUGUUCAGCUAG
This is a messenger RNA of Ascochyta rabiei, 1323 nucleotides long. RefSeq lists its product as uncharacterized. NCBI's taxonomy places the organism in Eukaryota, Fungi, Ascomycota, Dothideomycetes, Pleosporales, Didymellaceae. The record is from RefSeq and is a predicted model, not a curated record. The coding region runs from base 1 to 1323 and encodes 440 amino acids. The transcript has a single exon.